Molecule: messenger RNA, 1558 nt
Organism: Ceutorhynchus assimilis (cabbage seed weevil)
Lineage: Eukaryota; Metazoa; Arthropoda; Insecta; Coleoptera; Curculionidae
Source: the annotation of a GenBank genome assembly
CCGGACAGUUUAUAGGCGUUCACAUUAAGUGCCGAGCGACUAAAAGAAGGUGUGCGUUUUCGAGGACGAGAAUACCGGCCUCGUUUUUGGUAAUCGCCGCCAUAUUGAUGUGUUUCCAUUCCCGACAUCAUAACUAAGUCGUCAGCUGUUUAAACAGCCUACGCCAAGGCGAGAAAUAACAUGCUGCCUACGUCACAACUGGAUAUUUGCCUUGGUGGUGGUGACAGGGGGGAUUUGUUACAGAGGUCUUAUGAGGAUGAGGAUUACUUCCACUCCUCUUACUCUUUUCACCCCGAAACACGAAACCAUUCGAGUCAAACCACUGGUUCGAAUAGUGCAAGCUAGCCACUGAUAAGCUAGUUCGGGUUCAGCACAGCAAGAGCCGAGUGGAAGGGAGGCUCAAAUCGGCUCAAUGGACAAGCUUUGUUUUGGUUUCACUCAGAACUAGUUCGGAAUCAUCCUGCACAUGCGCAUAUUACAAAACGCGUUUUGGUUUUUUCAGAAUCGUAAUCGAACUGUGUUGACAGUGUUUUGGUUUAUCUAGAACUUUUUGAGAACAAUUCUGGGAUUGUUCUAGAACGGUUCUCUCAGUUCUUGCUCUGAAGGAGGAACUGUUUUAGAAUUUUGUGUUUUGGUUUUUUUGGUUCCGAAUUGGUUCAGAACUAGUAUUAGAACAGUCCUCUAUUAUUUUUUGUGCGCAAGCAGUUCUGCGCAAUUCCAGAAGCGUUCCAAGUUUCGAACCAAAACAAAGCUAAUUGACAAUCCUGAAUUGUUCCAAACUGGUUCAGAGUGUGUUCCGCGAACAAACUUAAAAAUUACGUAUUUUUUAGGUUAGGUGACUCUGUGACAUAACAUCAACAAAAGAAAAUUAUUGCAGGUUUUGCUGGUUUUUCCAUUUUCCGCAAUGAUCAAGUAAGUCAAUUCAAACAAGUGAAAAACAAAUACGGUUUUCACUUGACACAAACAGUCACAAUAAAAAAUGAUCUCAGCAAUGAAGUUUACCCCCAAAACAAUUAAAUCGUUUGCCAUUAAAGCAGGCAUCGCGGCUUCAGCAGUAUAUUAUAUCAAAGAACAAGGAAUUUGGAAAGACAGCGAUGCAGCUAUUGCAACUGGGAACAGGCUUAAGGCAACACUGAAUCCUUAUGUAGAGGAAAUCAAAGCUCAAAUACCAGUGGAGCUGCCCCAUGUCCCUGAAACAGAGAAUAUAGGCCAGCUACUACAAGAAUAUUGGAACUGCGGUGUCCGGUCAGCUUUCCAAUUUUUAAUAAAAGUACCAGACUAUUCAAGAGAAUAUACCAAAAAAGGUGUGGACGCUUUAAUGGGAAAUGAAGAAAUUAAAAACUUUGUGGGAUCGUUUUCUGGUGGCGAACAACCCAAGACUGUAGCAAAAUAGCAAUUUGAAUAGAGAUUAUUAAAUUGCAUGUAAAUAUAUUAAUUAAUAAAUUGAAUUGUUAAAAAAAAAUUAAAAACGUAUUGGCCCAUGAGGGGAUCGAACCCGCGACCUUCGCGUUAUUAGCACGACGCUCUAACCAACUGAGCUAAUGGGCCAUGUUCUUCA